Molecule: messenger RNA, 4181 nt
Organism: Mya arenaria
Lineage: Eukaryota; Metazoa; Mollusca; Bivalvia; Myida; Myidae
Product: polyadenylate-binding protein-interacting protein 1-like
Exons: 11
Coding region: 101-1483 (460 amino acids)
Biological process (GO): regulation of translational initiation
Molecular function (GO): RNA binding; translation activator activity; protein binding
Source: RefSeq, a predicted model, not a curated record
GGACGAGUGAGCACAAAUCAGCUAGUGAUCGCAAUUUUCGGCUUAAUUUUCGGUCGCAGGGCAUUGUCAGAACAAAAGAUUGAAUUGCAGUGAGAGACAAAUGUCAGCUGACUCAAAUCCAGGGUCAUCUGACCAGAACAACGGCGAUAAAGGUAGAAGGUUACGUCGUCCAUUACCUGCUACACAGGAAAGAUUGAGGAAAGGAGAGUUUGAUACAGAACAAGAUAAUCCUGCAGUCAUGAAGUCAAAGCUAUCAGCAAAUGCCGCAGAAUUUAUUCCAAAGUUUAGCAUGGUUUACCCAGAUCCAGUUGAAACACAGGAUGCACUAUAUCAAGACUUCCAGCGGCUAGUGAGUGUCCGCCCUACUCACCUGGGUGCAGGAACCACCACCGGUUCUCAGGAAAGUGCAGCUGAGGUGUUCAAGGAUGCUGUAUUCAGACUGACAUCGAAUCCUGGGCCAAUGGAAGAGCUCCUGAAGAGAGUGGUGGACCUGCUCAAUAUGGGCGUGACUGAUCUGGCUGUGAUAAAUGAUAUAAUUGAAACUCUACUAGAGCAAAGCAUAUCAGAAGCCAAUUUUCGAUUCACUGGGGCCAAAAUCUGCAAAUACCUUACAAAUGCAUUGAAAAUGCAUCCUGUGUUUAGCAGUUUUAGAUCUAUGUUCCUUCAAAGAUGUAAGUUGGAGUUUGACAAGAGAGAGCAGCUUCUGUCUCAGGAUGUUCAGCGACUCUGUGGUCUUGCCAUGUUCUUUGGGGAGCUUUUCCUAACUCUCGAGAUAGAAAGGGAUGGUCUGAUAACUCGUGUUGGCAUAUUACGCGAGGCCAUCAGUGAUCUCCUUCGAACCCUUUUAUCACAGCCGGAUGACGUCACUGUGAAGUGUGGCACACAGCUGCUUAAGCUUACAGGGACUGCCAUUAUGGAGACAACAGAUCUAAAAGGAAACUUUGAUGACAUUUUCGUCAAGAUCAAAUCACUCGAAAAACACCCACAAUUAAACAAAACAAGUCACUGCCUGAUCAACUCAGUCUUGAGUAGGCUGGAAUACAACUUUGGUGUGGAUCAAGCCCCUUCCCCCCAGAAACCUCAACAUUCCCCCCACCCUUCCAGCAACUCUAGCUUUAAUAAUGAGCCAAUAUUUUACAACAGUGAAGGCCAGCCAAUUAGCCGAGAGGAGGCAGGGUUUUCCGCGGAUGAUAGCGACUUUAUCGGCAUGAGUCGUGAAGAACAAGAAGCCUAUUUACAGUGGGAGGCAGAAACUUUUCAACAGCAGUUUGAGUCAGCUGACAUGGGUGGUGAUGGUCAGUUUGGUGGUCAGCAGUGGUCAUCAGGCAUGUCAGACUACACCCAGUGGUCAACUGACCAGGACCCAGGAUAUGGCGGAUACAAUGAUGGCCAGUACUACCCGGAUGUUGGCAAUGAAAUGGAUGAUGAAAUGGCAGCAGCGUACGAGAUGUUCCUGAAAGAAUCUGGCCAAAGCAGACACUGAGACGGCAAUCAAAUAAAAGUGUGAAAAUAGUCAUAAGUCAUACAUGUUGUGAUGGUGGUGGUUAAAGGUAUUCAAUGUGUUGAAUCUCGAAGUUGGACUUGAGACCGGUGUACAGUUUUAAAGUGUGAGUUUUAAAAUUGAUGAUGGUAAAAGAAUGUGAUUGAAUAAUGAAUUGAAUACAUGUUAGUUGGGUAAUGAAAUAUGAAGUUACAUGUGAAAGAAUGAUGAAGGAAUGACAAAAGAAUGAGUAGUUACCAGGACUUGUGAGUGUUUCGUACACCUUUAGGCGCAAGUUGGUCAAAAAGUUCCCCAAAGAAUAUAGUCGUACUAAGCAGAUAUGUUUAUGUACGGUAAAGUUUCAUUCAUACUGACAAUGAAUGAAAUUAAAUGAAAAAUCACAUUUUACAGAUGUACUUUGUUUUCUAUUGUGUAAUUCAAAGUUUUUAGAACCAGGCUUUUUUGUUGAUAAUUGUUUCAAUUUUUUCAAUUAAAUUUAAUCAAAGUCAAAAUUAGCCUCAGUUUAGACUAGAGAAAUGUCAAAAAAAUGAAAUACCUUCAAGUAUGACUGACCAAUUGUCCUAAGACUUUCAUGAUAUUUUGACCAUUUGACAUCUUUAUAGUGCAAUUUUAUUGAAAACUGUUCAUCUUUUUUUUUUUUAUCAAUAUUUUGGCUUUGUAUGAAAAUCUGUAACUGCCUACCAAACAGAGUUUUUGCUGAAAAAUCAAAAUUCCAUGAAAAACUCAAGUGUCAGCGUCCAGAUAUUUUGUUUAUAUAUAUUUCAAAAGUUGAAUGAAAUAUUUCUUUCAGAUUACCAUUAAAAUAUUAUAUAAUAAUGAGAAAUUCAGAAAAACCUUGGUUCUACCGUAGAAUGUAGAAAGUAAUUCAGGAACUUUUUGACUGGCUUUCAUACACUGAGAUAGAUGUUGACUGAUUCAGCCUUUCGGGUUAAGCAAUGUGUAUUUAGCAUGUACAUGUACAUUGUAUGUACAUGUAGCUGUUGUUACGGCAAGUAAGAUGAGCAUAUCAUGUUUUGAGAGCUUUUCAGCGUAAAAUGGCUUAAAUAACUCUUAAAGAAAAUAAGGGUUUGGUAGUUCAUGGCAAUGGUGAGUUGGACUUGUUAAAAUGUAUAUAGCAGACACAUAUUAAAGAGCUUUAAGUAAAGAGCUUAAAAACAGAAGCUCUUCAGAGCUUUUAAACUGAUUUAUGGUGAAAGAGUUUAUGAACAGAAGCUUGCAGAGCUUUUUAACUAACUAACUAGUGCUACAACUAUUUUGUGCUGUGUGUAAAUAUGUGCAUUGUUUCACUGUGAUUUGUAUGAUAAGUAAUAAAGCUUUUGUGCCAAUGUGUGUAGUAUAAAUUGUAUGAAAAAUUUAUGGACAAGUCGAAAAUGAGUAUUCAUCAAGUUGUGUAAUCUGUACAGUUUUGAGGUGUUCAAAGAUACUGAUAAUCUGAAAUACAUUUUGUAAAGAGUUUGUAAGACAAUACUUUUUUUUUUGGGUCAAAUGCAGUCUGGUAUGUUAGUGGAUUCUUUCAUUUAAUAUGUCUGUGACUUCGUAAGAAAAAUCAGCAUUGUCUCCAAUUCCUGACUUACAUUCCAAAAAAAUGAAGAGAAAAAAAAUGUUGAAAAACUAAAUGGCAAUGCAUGAUAAUUAAUUACCCCAAAUAAUGCAUGGUAGUUUGUUACCCAAAAUAAUGCAUGGUAGUUUAAUACCCGAAAUAAUGCAUGAUAGUUUAAUACUUAAAGUUAAUGCAAUGAUCAUUUAAUAACAGCAAUGUAAAAGAAAUCUACUUUAAAUGGAUAAAUUAAUGUAUACAUACUUAUGCUACUUUAUAUUGUAUAGUUUCAUAUACAUAUUCAGUGGUUGAAAUUAGGGCUUUUCCAGUUAAAACAUAUCACCCACGGGGGGAAGCCAAUUAUUUAAAUAGUAUAUGGGUGGGUGUCUUUUGGCUAAUUUGGACCCCGAAAGGGUAAAUUUGCUUCUGUAGGGGGGGUGGUAUAUUUUUAAAUGGAAUACACAUAUGUAACCUCAUUAACUAAUGGAACGUAAUUUCAUUGAUAACAUCAUUCAAGAGAAACCUGAAAUGUUCUAUGAAAUGUUUUUAAACUGUUUAAGUGCAAUCCUGUAAAUAAAAUUGUGUAUAUACUGUACUGGUACUUUCAUUGUAACAUAAUACAUUUUGUAUAUCUGCUUACAAAAAUUUGUACUAGCGGUAAGAAUCAUGUUAUCAGUUUUAAAUUUUGUAGACCAAUGGUAUAAGUGACAAAAAAAGUUAUUACAAAAAGAAUAACAGAUAUUGCUUGCAUGCAUAGUUUAUAUUGUUUUUAAAUUUUGUCAAUACCCGUCUUAUCACCAAAAAAAUACCUCUUAAUAUUCUGAAGAUAACUUCAUUAUGUUUUGCAUUGAAUCUAUUUAGAUUUGAAAUUGGAAAAAAAUAAUAUAAUACCACUUUUAAAUAAGAAGAAAACAAAAUCACAAAUUUUGCUGCACACAAAAGAUGCUUAAAAUUUCAGCAAUUUUGAGAUAAGCUUUAGGAUUAUAUAAGACCUUAGAUUAACGACAUGAGUAGCAAUAGUUGUCGGUUUCAAGGCAACACAGAUACCAAGUUGAAAUAAUUUCCAAAUAUUUCAGUCAAUAGUUAUAUUAUGAUUCUUCCAGAAACUGUGUUUUUUUUCUUGAAUAAAGAGAAUACCUUUUA